CUCAGUCAGCGCGGUCAUCGCUUCUGAUUCGCGAUUGCCAAGUGCGGACGGAUCUUCUGCUCAUCUUGACACACCCUCAUUUUGGCGCUCGCAACUUUUGCCACAUGACACGACACCCGCCGCCGCCGCCUUCGCCUUGACCUUGACCUUGCUUGCUACACAUUUCCGCCGACUGACACAGCGUUGUUCGAUCAUGGAAAUGCUUGCCUCUGCGUCUGCUGGCUGCUCACACUCUUGCUCUGCACACCGUUAGCACGCCAACAGCCCCCCGGCGCACCUCGAGAGCAGCACGUAACGCGCGCUGGCGCGUGUUCCUUGCGCCUCAUUGACCGUUGCUUUCGUGGCAAUCAUGGACACUUGCACGACACAGCAAGAGGCGAUCGCCAUUGUAGGCAUUGCAUGCGAGUUCCCCUCCGGCAGGCACUCUGACCGAAAUCUGGAUGCAAACGCUUAUUGGAGCUUCCUGCGCGAAGGCAAGACUGCCUACGAGGAUAUCCCAAAUGCGCGCUUCAACGCCUCGGAAUGGCAUGGCAAGGGACCUGGCAAGGUCAUCACAUCGACGGCUUGCAUCAUGAAGCAUGCCGAGAUGUUCGAUGCCGUCCAAUUUCACGUAUCUCCUGCCGAUGCCAGGGCGAUGACGGUCAGCACGCGCAAGCUCAUCGAGCUCAGUCACGUCGCGCUGCAGGAUGCUGGCAUCGAGCAUCGUGCAAGACCGGUGGGCGUGUACGCCGCUGGCGUCACCUACGACAUUCUCGCCAAUUCUGACCACGACGAAUUCGAUGCUGCCGGAAGCGUUGCUGGCUACCCGAAUGCUAUCGCGAAUAGGAUCUCCUUGGCACUCGACCUGCAUGGCCCGUCCAUUCCCAUCGACAAUGCCUGCUCCAGCACACUCACGGCCCUGCACCUGGCUGUGCAGGGUUUGCGCUCUGGCGAUUGCGAGAGCGCACUGGUUGCUGGCUGUCAAUUCAACUCUCGGAUCGAGGAGUUCAUACAGCUCACGCAAGCGCAAGUGCUGUCGCCGGACGGCAUGUGCAAGCCAUUCGAUGCAGAUGCAGACGGCUUUGGCAAAUCUGAUGGAGCAGCAGUUGUCUGUCUGAAGCCCUUGUCUGCAGCAAUCAGGGACGGCGAUCACGUCUAUGCCCAAAUCCUUGGAAGCGCAUUGACCACCAAUGGGGCUGCAGUCACAGUCAACGCCCCCUCUGCAGCUCAUCAGAAGGCAGCGAUAGAGCGAGCAUACUUGCAAGCUGGUCGCGAUCCGGCCGAGUGUGAUUACGCAGAGCUGCACGCGACGGGCACAGCUGUGGGCGAUCCGAUCGAAGCGAAUGCCGUGGGAGAAAUGUUGGGAAGAAAUAGGAUGGGAAGACCGCUGGUGCUUGGCAGUGUCAAGGGGAACAUGGGACAUUUGGAGAACACGGCAUUCUUGGCGUCGCUGCUCAAGUGCAUCUACAUGCUAAGAGACCGCGUCAUUCCACCUCAGGCCAAUCUGAAGAGGCUGAACCCGCGCAUCGACUGGCGGAGACACAACAUGCGGCUUGCUGUGCCAAACGAGCAGCUCGAAGGUGGCGAACAGCCGCUCAUUUCGCUUUCUAGCUUUGGUAUUGGAGGCACGAAUGGCCAUGUGGUUGUGCAAGGUCAUGCACAGGGCUUCCAAGAAGAGAGCGAAGCGCUCGCGGCAGCUCGGGACGAGAUUAUGGAGGAGCCAGUCUUGCUGAUAUUGGGUGCUCUCUCACCCAAGGCUUUUCACAAGAUCAUCGCGGGGCUCAAGGAGCAGCUGAGCGAAGCGAGCGCUGCCAGCACGCGAGACAUGCUGCCGUGGAAAGAUGUGAGCUCUCUGACGACAAGAUUAGCUCGGCAAGCGCGGCAAUGUACAUGGAGGGCGAGCAAAGUCGUACAGCUGGCGGAUCUUUGCUCAGGCGACUGGAAAGUGUCCAUGCCGGAGCCUGUUCUGGUGCCUCGAAUCCCUGCUCCUCUUGUUCUAGUCUUUUCAGGUCAGGGUCCUCAACAUUGGCGCAUGGGCUACGAUCUGUUCAGGCGAUUCAGGCAGUUCCGCGAAACUGCUUUCGAGCUCGACGAGGUGCACCGCUCAAUGACAGGCAUCUCCCUGAUUCACGAUGUCGGCCUUUUCGAUUCGCGGCAAAGCGCCAAGGCGGAGCAGCUUGCCGCACUCGAAUGGCCAGCCCGCCUAAUCUUCCCUUCCCUGACUCUCUUUCAAUGCGCACUCUUCGACACUCUGGUCGCCAUUUUGGGCAGACAGCCCGACGUUGUGGUCGGACACUCGGCAGGAGAAGCAGCUGUGCUGUACGCCUCUGGCUCCGCGACGCGGCAUCUGGCCAUGCAGGUUGCAGUGCUCAGAGGGCGCCACAUGUCCGCCGCAGAAACGCUCGGCGCUGGUAUGUUAGCGCUAGCUUGCGAUGAGAGGACUGCUUUGGGGCUCGUCGAAGCUGUAUCGGGUUCCCCCAAAGGCCAAAGCGAAAGCGUGGGACUCAGCGUCGCCGCCUACAACUCUGCCACAGCCGUAGCGCUCUCUGGGCCUCGGGUCGCGCUGGAACUUGUGGCGCAAGAGGCAGCAAGGCGAAGUAUUCGAACCAAUGUCCUGCGCACCAAAGUGCCUUCUCAUUCGUCCUGGAUGGAAAUCUGCAAAGACGAAUUCUUGGCUGAAGCUCGAGCUCUCUUUGCGAAUGAAGCUGCCUGUUUCCGGCGCCCGCAGAUCAAGACCUUCUCCUCCGUCACUGCUUCGCCGAUGCUGGACAGCUUUAGCGUAGAGUAUCUGUGGCAAAACAUUCGGCAGCCCGUUCAAUUCCACCAAGCCAUCUCCGCAAUCGGUCGGAUGCAUCCAGGCGCAACGUUCUUCGAGGUCAGCGCACAUCCAGUCCUGCUUCCCUACAUUGCAGAGUCUGCAGCAGGAUCUGCGACACUGGCAAGUGCGCGCCGGCCCGACAAGCAGGGCCGUUCCCUCGAGGUGAAGACAUUCAUGGACUCGAUCGGCAGACUUUGCACUCAGGGGCAUGGCAGCCUCCGAACCGAGCAUCUGACGUGGGGUAUUUCCGCCACCAGAGGCCGAGACGUGUUUCCGACCCUGCCCUACCCAUUCGAACGACAAGCCUUUCCGAUCUAUGCUGAACACGCUUCGCAGCGUCGCAAGCUGUUCCAGAGUCAGGGACCGCUCUGCCAUCCUCGCUUGCGGAUGAGCAGAACGACCCAUCCGCUGUUGGCGGAACACGUAGUCCAAGGAGAGCCAAUCGUUCCGGCAGCCGCGUUUCUCGAAAUGGCUUUGGAGUUCGGAGCGAACACGUUGUAUCGAUGCUCCUUUGCGUCCAUGCUCAGCAUUCCACGAGAUCGACCCGCCACGAUCGAAGUCAGCUUGGAUGGGGCCAGGUGGGCUGUUAGAACUCAGCGCCCCGCAUUAGGCCAUCGACUAGACGCUGGAUCCGAGUGGGACGCCCUGCAAGGUGGUCCAUUCAACGUCGUGCAUGCACAAGGUUUCCUAUCACGCGCGCCGCACACGUCGAGUGGAGGCGCUAUGGUAGAGAAGGUGGACCUGCAGGCUCUUCGCUCGACUCUUGAUGUCGGUGAUAUCAAGGCGCUAUAUGAGCGAGGAUGGAACCACACCAUGAGCUACGGUCCACGCUUCAGGCGCAUACAGGAGCUUUGGGUCGGCAAUGAUGAUGUUCUUGCGGUGAUUGGCGGUGCCGAGGACGAAGAGGUGAUGCAGGAUGGCUACGUCACGAGUCCAGCUGUGGUGGAUUGCGCCCUUCAUCCGCUCCUGCAUUUCGUCGUCGGCAAGAAUGGGCUGGCCAGUCCGCCUUCUGCUUAUUACCUUCCAUCAUCUGUUGAACGCGUGUUGCUGCAUCCUGCCUAUUCGGAGGGCCAGAGGGACAUGCGAUCGGAUGUCGCGAGUUGGUCGCAUUUGGUGAGCUGGCGUCUGGAUCACUUUAUUGCGGACCUUUGCAUUCUGGCUCUCGAUGGUACGCCUUUGAUCACCUUCGAAGGCCUCAAGUUGGCGCGUCAUAGCGCAGUUUCAGGAAGUCCGGAACAUGCUCAUGAAAUGGUAUGGAUGCCGCUAGCAUCUGCUCCAAAGCGAACAAAUACAGAGCGCAAGGAAGAGAUUGUGUUUCGCUUGCCUACAUCGACUCGGGGUCUGUCGGAGGAAGAAGCUGCCAUGCUGGAUAACAAGGCGCGCAGCGUUGGUCGGAGGAUUUUGGGGCGCAGAACGCCCGAUGAGCUGUUUAAACUUGGUGUCCGCGCCUCUGUCUUGUUGGAGGCGACUCAUACGGCCACCCUCACUCCGACGCUUGGAAUCACUCAGACACUCGAAGCGAAUCUCAGUAGUCGGUACUAUGUACACGCAGACGCACUCGAGCUUCUAGAACACUUCGUGGAUUCGCACGAAGAUGGCGAGCGAUCUUUCCAGACAUAUCUUUCUCAUCCCGUCAUACGUAGGCAUCUCGCGGCAGAAGCGGAAGAGGCCAGCGUAGAAGAUGUACAGCGCUGCCUAGAAGACCUGCUAGAUCAGUUUGAAGCUGCCGGGCGGCGCUCGAUCCGUAUUCUAGAGAUUGGCUGCAACAACGGAGAGCUGACGUUGCCGUUGUGCAAAUUGCUAACGAGACGUCAGCCAUCCUCUGCGUCCGUCGUCGCACUGACCAUUACAGACGAGUCUGCACAGCGCGCUUCUACAACCCAUUCCGCAACCACCUGGGAGCAUGCUGUCGCCUCGCCGUUUAACCCGUUCCUGCCAGUCUUUGAACAGCCACAGCUCGAGCCAGGAUCCUUUGACAUUGUGGUUGGCUUUGAACCUGCGGCUCUCAGCGGAGGAUCAAUGGAAAGCCGCUUGUUGGAACUUUCUGCGCUAAAAAACCUCCGGCUCUUGCUGGCUCCCGGAGGGCAUCUCGUCCUGCUGGCUCCCGAUCCAGCUCGGGGGGGCACCAUCAAGCCGAAUGCUCCGGGUAGCGUAUUUCGGGACGUGCUUUCCGCUGUCCUUUCUUGCCAGGCUCCGUCGCGCUCCCCGGACGGCGUUUCUCCGCUGCCGCUGGCGGGUCAGGGCGUGCCAAGCUUGCUCGAAGACGUCGAAGGCUACACGAAAUCCACUAUACUGGAUGCGCGCAUAGGAACUCCGUCUCGCAACACCCCGUAUCAGUUGCAUAUCGCACAAAAGUCAGACAUUCCCCAGUCUCUUGCGCAGGUGGACUCGUACGCCUACAGUAUGGGCGAGGAACUGGCGUUAAGGCGCAAGUUGGAAUCGCUCGAAACUUCCAGGACGUCGCCAUUAUGGAUUACUACCACCAACGUACUCGACUUUGGUGCAGCUAUCGGUAUCGCCAGGUGUCUGCGCGCCGAACGGCCCGAUAUCCACCUCUCAGUGACGCAGAUGCCGUCAGAGUGGACCGAACACGCUAGCAAGGAUGCUCUGCAGCGCCUCGCUGCGGAUGCAACCAGCGGCACCGAGGUUCAGCUCGAUGCGGACGGAGUAGCACACGUUCCGGCUCUCGUCGCUAAUCCGACACCCUUACCGGGAAGACUUCGCACUGCGUCGAUCGCGACGAGCACUGUGCGCUCACCCGCGGUCAAACCAGUGUGGAUGGACCGGCGUCUUACUCUUUUGCGCGACGACGGCCACGUUCCUGCUCACUACAGCGCGGCGUCGAGCCAUGAAGACCAUGUCGUCUUUGACGACUCCAUUGCGAAAAGCCGCGCAGUGAUCGGAAUAGCGUCUGUUGCUCGCACGAUGCAUGCGUGGACGGGUGGAUUGACACUGCCAAGUCAAGGACCCCGCGUUCUGCUACUCGACGAUGGAUCGCCGGAGGCUCUCGGUGCGAAGUGGGCUCUCCGGAUGGCAUGCGAUGAAAACCAAACACACGUGCGCGCGAUUCCCGCGCACGCUGACGAGGUGGCUCUAGUGUGGGAGAUCAGCAGCGAAGUGGACGGUGCAACCUUCGACAUAAUCCUUGCUGGGUCGAUGACCAGAGAGCUUAGCCAGAUUGCGGAAGAGGUUCUGCUUUCGAGAGGUGCAACCAUCUACCCCUGGAACGAGCGAGAUGCUGGCCUCGCUUUCGACCUUUUCGCCCGCUCGCCAAUGGUACACGCUACCCUCGCUGACUUUGUGGCUCGCCACGGGUGGCUACCGACAGGUACUCUGCCUGUUCCCUCGGGUGUCCUUGGCCACUUGGACGCUGGGCACCAACUCUCUGGGGAAGGCCUGUUCGAUGCCUCGAAAGCAUACGUCCUGAUUGGAGGAGUUGGCGGUCUCGGUGUUGAGCUGGCCGCUUGGAUGGUGAGGCAAGGGGCAAAGCACAUCCUCCUCACCUCGCGCUCUGGCCAUGAGUAUUUCCGCUCGACGGACGACGAGAACGUCCGCGCGAGGCGCACCCUCGGUGCCAUGCGCUCUGAACAAGGCACCCGCAUCGACGUCGUAGCCUCGGACGCAACGGACGAGACAGCAAUGCGUUCGGCAAUAUCUUCAAUCACCUCGGAAGGCAUAACCAUUGGCGGCGUCGUCGUCAUGCCAGUGGUCUUGAACGAUGCACUCUUUGAGUCUCAGACCUCAGAGUCUUUUCAAAACAUGUUCAAGAUUAAGUUGAGGCCGCUUUUGAACUUGGAAAAGAUCUGUGAUCUGGGAAAGGUAGAUUUCGUUGCCUUUUUCUCUUCGGUUGCUGCUCUAAUCGGCAAUCCGGGUCAGAGCAAUUACGUUGCUGCCAAUGUGGCUGGAGAGGCUUUUGUGCGCAGGCAUCGCUCAGCGUUUGCGAUUGCCGUUCCAGGCAUUUCGGACGUCGGAGUCCUUGCUCGUCACGUGGGAAAGAGCUCGAGACUAGCUGACUUGCUUAGCUUGAGCAUGACGGCCGAAGCCUUCUUUCAAAGCUUUGGCGACGCUGUCAAACGCUCCAGGAAGCGCAACGUCGAUUUGUACAUUCCCGACAUCGCUUGGCCAGCGACGCGCUCUGCUUUGGCCAAGUCUGGAUCACGCCUACCUCUUCGGUGUCGCGCAAUCAUGGGUCGUGACGCGAUCGCAGGCACUUCGGAUCUGCAUGGGAAUGGGGAUGGCAAGAGUAGAUUAGACAUUGCACCGCUGAUAGCAGACGCUCUAGGUAGCGACGAGGAAAUAGAUCCCUCGCUGCCCUUUGCGGCCUAUGGUCUUGAUUCCUUGGCUGCGACGCGGCUUUCUUCUGCCAUCAAGGCAAACACGGGCGUCCAGGUCUCACAAAUACAACUACUUGGAGGUCUUUCGAUAGAGGGCCUCGUCGAGAUGCUGGAAAGCUUGCAGGCUGCGAAAAUUGCCGCGGCAGGAGCUCCAGACGUGGACGGGGUCGGACAUGAAGCAAGAGGAGUUGACGUCACUACCGAAACUCGCGUCGAGGAGCUGCAAGGCGCGGGCUCGAACAGCCUCAACGCACUUGUGAAGCUUCGAGAUGGGGAAGGAUCUCCAAUCGUUCUCCUCCAUGAUGGAGGCGGAGGUGUUCAACUGUUUCACCGUCUGCCUUUGGACCUUCAGGCGCCUCUUUGGGCAAUACAAGUCACCGAAGAGGUUCCUUACGACGAGGAUCUGCUCGAAGUCGCACGAUGCUACAUCUCACUGCUGGAUGCCGAUCAUGAAUUGUCCUUUCACCAAGCUCCAUGGCGCAUCGCUGGCUUCUCCGCCUCUUCAGCAAUCGCGCUCUGCAUGGCCCGACUUUUGGAAGCACGAGGCUCACCUCUGGGACAACUCGCUCUGAUAGAUAAUUCGCCGACGCUGCUUGCGUGUCCUCAUCUCGUCAUGUCGACAACGCAAGCAAGCAUGAAACGAGAGGAACAUGUUGUUCGUGCACUCGAAACCGUGGCGAGGUGCAGCGAGCUCGACCCCGGUGCGGACGGCAGCGGCAAAAAGUUUGCCUCUGCUCUCUGGGCGCUAGCAGCGCGCCGUCGACAACAGUGGACAUCACCUGCGACGACGCCGACCUCGCAAGCCCCUUCCGUUGCCCCUGCCAGCGUGAAUAUCGAUCUAAAGGAUGACGCGUUUCUAAACACCUUUUGCCAGCGACUCGCUCAAAGUUCGGAAAUGGUGUACAAGGCUGCGGCGCGCUUUGCUACAAAUAGGGAUGCUUCCUCAGCCCUUCAGGAAGCAGUGGACGACCAGCCGAUCGACUUUGCGCCCUUGUUCAAGUGGCUGGGUCAGAUCAGUACACCGGUCGUGCUAUUUGUCGCAGAAAGAGGUCUGCUUCGAGGCCAGGGACCAGCAUUCGACCCGUUCGAGGAGGAGUAUGCAGACUUUGGCAUCAGCAAGCAUCUCGGCCUCUCUCCACACAUCGUCUACGUAGAAGGAACGGGUCACUACGACAUUCUCUCCUCUUCUAAGCUUGCGCUGCAGCUCUCGAACGGUGCCAUCGCUCCGGGCGCAUAGCAAUCAUGCCCCAAUGUCUGCAGCCCCGCUUUGCUUUGAUGAUGUAUCGUGUAUUCGCUAAUUGUCCUGACAGCUGUGCAGCAUGUAUUUUCGGGAUCGCACUGGCCCAAGUUUUUCGAUCCGACCCGCAUAUAUACCUUUCCCGCUUGCCAAUGCAUGAG
Messenger RNA from Ceraceosorus guamensis, 8529 nucleotides. RefSeq lists its product as hypothetical. The record is from RefSeq and is a predicted model, not a curated record. The coding region runs from base 350 to 8368 and encodes 2672 amino acids. Gene Ontology annotation, biological process: fatty acid biosynthetic process. Lineage: Eukaryota; Fungi; Basidiomycota; Exobasidiomycetes; Ceraceosorales; Ceraceosoraceae. Gene Ontology annotation, molecular function: phosphopantetheine binding; fatty acid synthase activity; 3-oxoacyl-[acyl-carrier-protein] synthase activity. The transcript has 8 exons.